CCCAGAUCCACAAUGGCAGAGCCGGCAGUGCCGGACACGCCUGGGGACCCGGCCCUGUGCAGCGGGCGCUUCACCAUCAGCACGCUCCUGGGGGCUGACGAGCCUCUGCCCCCCGCGGCCUAUGACAGCAGCCACCCCAGCCACCUGACCCACGGCAGCACCUUCUACAUGCGCACCUUUGGCUACAACACCAUUGAUGUGGUGCCCGCCUACGAGCACUAUGCCAGCAGCGCCCUGCCCGGUGAGCCCCGCAAGGUCCGGCCCACACUGGCCGACCUGCACUCCUUCCUCAAGCAGGAAGGCAGCCACCUGCACGCCCUGGCCUUCGACAGCAGGCCCAGCCGCGAGAUGACCGACGGGCUGGUGGAGGAUGAAGGAGGCGCCAGCAGCGAAAAGGACCCUGGGGAGCCCAUACGCUUUGGCUGGGUCAAGGGGGUGAUGAUCCGUUGCAUGCUCAACAUCUGGGGUGUGAUCCUCUACCUGCGACUCCCCUGGAUUACAGCCCAGGCGGGCAUUGUGCUGACCUGGAUUAUCAUCCUGCUCUCCGUCAUGGUGACGUCCAUCACGGGCCUGUCCAUCUCAGCCAUCUCUACCAAUGGCAAGGUCAAGUCAGGUGGCACUUAUUUCCUCAUCUCCCGGAGUCUCGGCCCGGAGCUGGGGGGCUCCAUUGGCCUCAUCUUCGCUUUUGCCAAUGCCGUGGCCGUGGCCAUGCACACCGUGGGCUUCGCAGAGACUGUGCGGGACCUGAUCCAGGAGCACAGCACACCCAUCGUGGACCCCACCAACGACAUCCGCAUCAUCGGCGUGGUCACCGUCACCGUGCUGCUGGCCAUCUCCCUGGCCGGCAUGGAGUGGGAGUCCAAGGCCCAGGUGCUGUUCUUCCUCGUCAUCAUGAUCUCCUUUGCCAACUACAUAGUGGGGACCCUGAUCCCCCCCUCCGAGGACAAGGCCUCCAAAGGCUUCUUCAGCUACCGGGGGGACAUUUUUGUCCAGAACUUGGUCCCUGACUGGCGAGGCGUGGACGGCACCUUCUUUGGAAUGUUCUCCAUCUUCUUCCCUUCGGCCACGGGCAUCUUGGCAGGGGCCAACAUCUCUGGGGACCUCAAGGACCCUGCCGUGGCCAUUCCCAAGGGGACGCUCAUGGCCAUUUUCUGGACCACCAUCUCCUACCUGGCCAUCUCUGCCACCAUCGGCUCCUGCGUGGUGCGCGACGCCUCCGGGGUCCUGAACGACACCGUGGGCUCGGGCACGGGCUCCUGCGAGGGGCUGGCCUGCGGCUACGGCUGGAACUUUACCGAGUGCCACCAGAGACAGAACUGCCGCUACGGGCUCAUCAACUACUACCAGACCAUGAGCAUGGUGUCGGGCUUUGCGCCCCUGAUCACAGCUGGCAUCUUCGGGGCCACCCUCUCCUCCGCCCUGGCCUGCCUCGUCUCCGCCGCUAAGGUCUUCCAGUGCCUGUGCGAGGACCAGCUGUACCCACUGAUCGGCUUCUUUGGCAAAGGCUACGGCAAGAACAGGGAGCCAAUGCGCAGCUACCUGCUGGCCUACGUCAUUGCCGUGGCCUUCAUCGUCAUCGCCGAGCUCAACACCAUUGCGCCCAUCAUUUCCAACUUUUUCCUGUGCUCCUACGCCCUCAUCAACUUCAGCUGCUUCCACGCCUCCAUCACCAACUCACCGGGGUGGAGACCCUCAUUCCAGUACUACAGCAAGUGGGCGGCGCUUUUCGGGGCCACCAUCUCCGUGGUCAUCAUGUUCCUUCUCACCUGGUGGGCGGCCCUCAUCGCCAUCGGCGUUGUCCUCUUCCUCCUGCUCUACGUGCUGUACAAGAAGCCAGAGGUGAACUGGGGCUCCUCGGUACAGGCCGGCUCCUACAACCUGGCCCUGAGCCACUCGGUGGGCCUCAACGAGGUGGAGGACCACAUCAAGAACUACCGCCCCCAGUGCCUGGUGCUCACCGGGCCCCCCAACUUCCGCCCAGCCCUGGUGGACUUCGUGGGCACCUUCACUCGGAAUGUCAGCCUGAUGAUCUGUGGCCACGUGCUCAUCGGACCCCGCAAACAGAGGCUGCCCGAGCUGCGGCUCAUCGCCGGCGGGCACACCAAGUGGCUGAUCAAGAGGAAGAUCAAGGCCUUCUACUCGGACGUCAUCGCCGAGGACCUGAGAAGCGGCGUCCAGAUCCUCCUGCAGGCUGCAGGUCUCGGGAGAAUGAAGCCCAACAUCCUGGUGGCCGGAUUCCAGAAGAACUGGCAGUCAGCUCACCCAGCGACAGUGGAAGACUACAUAGGCAUCCUGCAUGACGCUUUUGAUUUCAACUACGGCGUGUGUGUCAUGAGGCUGCAGGAGGGGCUCAACGUCUCGGAGGCGAUGCAGGCGCACAUUAACCCUGUGUUUGACCCUGCGGAGGACAGCAAGGGAGCCAGUGCCCUCGGGGCCAGGCCGUCUGUCUUCGGUGCCUUGGACCCCGAGGCCCAGGUGCAGGAGGAGCAGGCCAGCACCAUCUUCCAGUCGGAGCAGGGCAAGAAGACCAUCGACAUCUACUGGCUGUUUGACGAUGGAGGCCUCACCCUCCUCAUCCCCUACCUCCUCGGCCGCAGGAAGAGGUGGAGCAAGUGCAGGGUCCGUGUGUUCGUCGGGGGCCAGAUCAACAGGAUGGACCAGGAGAGAAAGGCGAUCAUUUCUCUGCUGAGCAAGUUCCGACUGGGAUUCCACGAAGUUCAGGUCCUUCCUGACAUCAACCAGAAGCCGCGGGCUGAGCACACCAAGCGGUUCGAGGAUAUGGUUGCCCCCUUCCGCCUGAACGAUGGCUUCAAGGACGAGGCCACCGUCAGCGAGAUGAGGCGGGACUGCCCCUGGAAGAUCUCGGAUGAGGAGAUUAACAGGAACAGAACCAAGUCCCUUCGCCAGGUGAGGCUGAAUGAGAUUCUGCUGGAUUACUCGCAAGACGCUGCCCUCAUCGUCAUCUUGAGGCACGUACAUCUGUGAGCAGGAGUGGAGCCUCCCGUUACCGACUGAUGCUGGGGGCGGUGGCUGCUGCUUGCCGCCUGGGCACCCGUUUCCUCGUGACCUUUGACGUAUCUGAGCUCAGCCCUGAAAAUAAGGUAGUUUUCCCAGAGGGCAUUCUCAGCCUGUGGUGUAACUGCUAAGUCGGGAAAGUUUGGUUUUAAUAACUCCACUUCCUUUUCCCCUGGAAAGUCGCCAGGCGGACAAAUUCUAACUAAGAUGACAAUAGCUUAAUGAAAUGCCCUAGUUCCCACCCACCUGCCCCAAUCCUGGGGAACGAGCUUUUCAAAGGAGGGUAAGUGUGCUGCCCAGGUGAAGCUUCCAUGAUGGAAUGUUAACUGUGGGGCAGCUGUUUGGGUGCCCCGGUGAGCCUUGGCUGCCCUCUCCGGGGAAAUGGGGGUUGCAGUGAGCAAAGACAGCGGGUUGGGAAGACCGGAAGACCUCGGUUCUAGUCCCAGCUCCGCCGCUCACCACAUGGCCACCUCGCUCUGGUAGACAAUAGCCGAUAAUAAUAGCUGCUCUGUCUGGAGGGGCUUACCAUGUGGCAAGUGCUGUGCCACUCACUUUGCAUGCUUUCUCUUCUUCUGAGCCUUCACACAUCCCAUGAGGGAGACAUUUCACUUUAGGGAAGAGAAAAUGGAGCCUCUGGGGCAGUGAGCCACACGGCUGAGGAAGUGCAAAGUCGCGGUUCAGACGUGGCUUCUCUGACACCAGCAGCUGUGCUCUGCAUCCCAGCCUUGUACACCACCCUCCUUUCUGCCGGGGUCCCUCAGCUGUGAAAGAGGGGGUUAAAGUGGGAGCAGUGACGGUGCUAUGGGCCCCACAAAUUUCCCUGGAUCAUUUUGAGGUUCAGAUGAAAUAAUGGCUGUGGAUGUACUUUGGAAAAACAAACUGUAAAGUCCUGUCCCUGGAAUCUGCUGGUGCCCCGACUUCAUGAAACACUAGCUGGGUUGGCAUGCGGCUGCCUUCUCCAAGAGCAGAGCAGCUGUGCCGUCCUGAUGAAUUUUUGGAAUUCUCAAGAUGGUAGAAAAAUUAUUUCCUAAGAUAGCCGUGACUGUGUGGCUGAGCAGCAUUCCCAGGGCAUCUCAUUAUUUGCACAGCAUCGCCAGUUCAGAUGAGGGGGCUUUCCAAAGGCACUGGUCUCCCAGGGUCUUCCAUGCAGGGCAGGUGGCAGGACAGAACCCUCAGCUGAAGCAUGGGAACAUAUCACACUGUGGUGAUAUGUGGUCACAGGUAGUGUGUGUGGCUGGGGACGCAAGGCUGGCAUGAUACAAGUGGCCUGGUGGGGGGAUCACCCACCUAACGAUGUACACUGAGCCCGACCGCAUCAGGCCAUGUUCUAGGCACAGGGGAGAGGGUGGUGA
Molecule: messenger RNA, 4367 nt
Organism: Choloepus didactylus (southern two-toed sloth)
Lineage: Eukaryota; Metazoa; Chordata; Mammalia; Pilosa; Megalonychidae
Gene: SLC12A3
Product: solute carrier family 12 member 3
Exons: 26
Coding region: 13-2985 (990 amino acids)
Biological process (GO): chloride ion homeostasis; potassium ion homeostasis; chloride transmembrane transport
Cellular component (GO): membrane
Molecular function (GO): sodium:potassium:chloride symporter activity
Source: RefSeq, a predicted model, not a curated record